AGCAGCGCAUGCAGCGCUACGGUGUCAGAGUCAGCAGCGAGGAUAUUCUGCGCUGCAAGACAUUGGCCGAACUGCAGGCACACACAACGUCGAUACACGACUCAGCUUCAAAUUCCUCGCAAAACACAUCGAAAAGAACCUCGGCUGAUACGGAAGCGUCGCUCAACGAGCCGGAACGGGUCUUCACGCCUACAAAGGGCCGGGAAAACCAAGAAUCUAUCUAUGGACCACCUCCAGAUAUUGACGUUUGGAAGGACGCGCCACCUCGGGAAGGACAGGGCGCUCAUCAACAGGCUGAAGAGCCGAAAUCGGAAAAGGCUCUCGGCAAAGAGCCCUCCAAUAAUGUUCAAAUCGAUCUGGACGAUACCGCAGAGCUUGUUCAGUUUCUGAGCUCGGUGGCUCGCGGCGAGUACUUCUGUCUUGUCAGAGCAUCAGCCGGCCCCUUUGAGCACCAACUCGUUGCCUUUGUCAGCACCCGCAACCAGUCCGCCAGUGAAGCCGAGGGUAUCUCGCUGCCCCCCGAACGCGAUUAUGAAGCAGUUGAAGGAAGAAUCAAAAGGUUCUACACGGCUCUGCGUGAAUGGGGCGGAAGUGUGCCUUGGCCUGACGUCUGGGUCCCCCUGCACUCAAUGAUUACCAAAAGCAAUGGCAAGCCUGCGACCCGAGCAUUGCAGUGGUGGCUGAGGAACUUGACGGAGGAUGUUGAAAAGCGUGUUUUGAGUCUUCAGCGCCUGCUUAGUCUGCAGCUCCUGGACCGACCGCCGAAAGGAGAGUCACAGAUUCAAGAACAGGCGCAGCAAGAAGCGCCGGUUGCGCUACCACCUCCAGCCCAGGAGCAACGCCCAGCUCCUAGCCGCGAACAGGCUGCGAUCGCUGAAGAUGAGUCUGGUCGUCUCGAGGUUCACGAGCAGAUGGCAGACACUCCCGACGAUGUAGAGUUUUUCCCUCUCUCUGCCAUGCAGCAGCUUUUCUUCCGCACCUCAAUGAACCUCAACCCCAAGCCCAACUCGAUCACCGAACCAGGAUGCCGAUUCAGUCAGAGCGUUCUACUUCGUGUCAAAGCUGACUCGGAAUCACCCGACGUUGAAGCUGCUGUCGAAGCAUUGGUCAAUCGCCAUUCUAUGCUCCGGUCUCGAUUUCGCCUCACGCGUGAGGGCUGGGCUCAAGUCAUCCUUCCCGAGUCGCGGAACACCUAUCGAUACGGUCAUCAUCAGGUCACGGACGAAAAUGAGAUUACUGGCGUUGUGGAACGCGCGCAUGCGUCUAUCAACCCCAUAAAUGGUCCUAUAUUCUCUGCCGAGCACAUCAGGGCAGGCGAUAAUCAGCAGUUCAUCUUCCUAGUAGCCCACCACUUGGCUAUUGACUUGGUUUCCUGGCGGAUUGUGAUUCAUGACAUGGACGAGCUCCUACGCGAGGGGACUCUGCUUUCUAACCCAUCGAUUCCCUUCUCGAACUGGAUAGAGUACCAGGGCUAUGAAAUGAGCCAUCGAUUGGUGCAGCCCAAGCUCCCUUUCGAGAUUUCACCGCCGAGUCUGGGCUACUGGGAUUUGGAUCUUGACGGCAAUGUGUACGGCAACACGCAGCAGUUUUCUUUUGCCCUCAACUCGGAGCUGACGCACUCACUGCGGACAGCUUGUCGCCAGGUCUUCCGUACAGAACCGGCAGACCUUCUAUUGACGGCUUUGCUUCUUUCAUUUUGCCAGACAUUCCCUGAUCGCGAGGCGCCGAUAUUGUGGACUCAGGAGCAUGGGCGCCAAACCAAGAACGAGGACUUCAACAUCGACGAGACUGUCGGAUGGUUCACCUCAUUAUGUCCCAUCAGCCUGAUGGCUAAUUCAGACUCGGACAUUAUGGAGCUGCUCAAGUUGAUGAAGGACACUCGCAAGGCGAUACCCAAUUCCGGUAUCCCCUUCUUCAACACUGAAUUUCUGACUCCUUCGGCGCCCUUCACUACCAUUCCCGUCGAAAUCCUCUUCAGCUGCGUCGACAAGAUGCACAAACUCCACCGCAAGAACGGGGUUUUGGAACCUGUCGCGAGGCCAGACCGUGUUGUCGAUACAGUCACCUCAGAUAUCGGCCCUAGCGUAGGCCGGGUUGCUUUAUUCGAGAUCUCCGUGGCAAUCGAAGACGCCGAGGCCAGGGUGGAAGCCGUUUACAUCAAGCCCCAGCGUCAAAACCGUAUCGAACAAUGGCUCAAGCAGUUCGAAUCAUUGGCUGUUGGCGCUAUUGGAAAGCUCAAGAUGACGGGCCCUGAGCUAACACUGGCCGACGCUCCACUUCUGAGAACUACGUACAGAGGACUGUCACAGAUUGCGGAGGAUCGUUUGGAGCAGCUUGGACUUGACAAUGUCGGCGAAAUAGAGACGAUCUAUCCAAUCAACCCAUCUCAGCAAGAGAUCUUGAUUGCACAGAGCCUCGACCCGGAAUCCUUUUGGAAUCAUGCCAUCUAUGAAUUCAGCACUUCGGAAAGGAAGCCUGUCAGCCAGGGCAAGUUGUGUGCCGCAUGGACCAGCAUUGUCGAGUCACACUCAGCACUGCGCAGUGUGUUCAUCGACAGUGUCACCGAAGACGGCCUAUUUGACCAGGUUGUUCUCAAAAAGAUUUCUCCUGAGAUGCUGUUUCUCGACAGCGAAAGCCCUGUCGAAACAUUGGAGAGUCUUCCAACGCUGAAAAUCUCGUCAACACGCCCUAAACACCGUUUUUCCGUAUGCAAAACGUCCGCGAAGACAUUUGUUCGCAUCGACGCUAGUCAAGCCAUUUGCGAUUCUAUCGCUAUCGACAAUCUCAUUACUCGCUUGAGGAUGGCCUACGCGGAAGAGACCGACGAAGCCGGCGACAACACCCUCCUAUUGCAAACAUGGUUAUAUCAAGCUACGACCUCGGACACAUCGCAGAUCCUUGAAAGCUGGCAAGGACUACUGGCUGACACUAAGCCUUGCAACUUCCCUGCACUGACAAGCAAGCCCAGCGAUCACAUACCGCCUCGUUCGCGGCCUUUCGGCCUCGAGGUGAAGUGCGCUGAGCUCCAAGAAUUCUCCAGACAGCGUGAGGUCGAGGUUGUUUAUGUCCUCCAGCUGGCAUGGGCCAUUGUGCUCCGCGUGUACGUGGGCAUGGAUCAUGUCACAUUCGGCUAUGAGGCCGCUGGAAGAGAUGAGAAACAAAUGCCCGGCAUCAAGCAAGAGAUUGGGAGUUUUGCUGCGCAGACACCCUGCACAGUUGAUCUGAAUCCUGGACGCACCAUCAUCGAGUGUCUGCAUAGCCUGGGCGAAGUUGCUGCCAUUGCAAGGCAAGGCCGCAACCCGACCAUGGCAGAGAUCCAACAUGCCCUGAAGCUGAACACCGACGACGUGUUCAAUACAUGCUUGUCAAUGAGGGACUUUGACAAUGCACGCCACAAGUAUCCCGAGUUGGACGCCGCGAGCUUCCGAGCGAACCUGGUCACGUCCUCGCGCACAUCUGACACUGAUCUGUCCAUGUCCACCAUGUUUAUCGACGAUCACCUUCACGCCGACCUCGCCUUCCGUCGCAUGACGCCUGCCCAGGCGCAGAAUAUUGUACACACAUUUGAGAGAGCCAUCCGCGUCAUUCUCGACACCCCCACGCAGAACAUUGGCACCGUUGACCUAUUCACUGAUCGCGACUAUGCUCAGCUCGUUGUUCAAGACUUCGAGUCCAACCCUGUUGGAGAUAAGGUCAACACGACACUGCCUCAGCUCAUUCUUCCUCACGCCCAGUCACGCCCUGAAGCGCCUGCCAUCUGCGCUUGGGACGGCAACAUGACCUACCACCAGAUGACCUACUGUGUCUCGACCUUGUCGACGUACCUCCGAAACAUUGGUAUCACGCCUGGAAUGCCUGUGCCUGUUGUUUUGGAAAAGAGCAAGUGGGCGCCUGUCAUCAUGCUCGCGGUUCUCAAGGCUGGUGGCACUGUCGUCAGCCUCGAUGCUCAUGAUCGCAGCGCUGUCGAAGCUUCAGUGAAACAGCUCAAUUCUCGCAUUGUCGUGGCCACGGAUUCGGCGUGGAAUGACAUUGUGUGCAUUGUUCCCAACCUGGUUAUUGUCAACGAGCGCUUCUUCUCCAUAUUACCACCCCAGGUCUCGAUUCCUGCACGGGACCCGACUCCUGAUCACGGUGCUUGCAUCAUCUACUCGCCCGGAAAGUCCCAGUCGGGCGCCUCAAGGAGCUUGUUCUUUACUCACGCUUCACUAUGUGCAACAUUCAAAGCGCAGGGCCCUGCCCUAAAGCUGAACAGGGACAGCAGAGUCCUGCAGUUGGCGGCGUUCAAUAUCGAUAUUGCCCUCGUCGAGAUCCUGGGCACUAUGGUUCACGGCGGUUGUAUCUGCAUCCCAUCUGCCAAGGAUCGACAGGACAAUCUGGCUGGUGUACUGGCCAGCAUGAACGUGACUUGGUCGUACAUGACCUCGACGCUUGCUCGCCGCAUUGACCCUGCGAAGGUCCCCAAUCUCAAGACUCUUUGCUUCCGAACUCGCCGGCUGGACGAAGACACGCGCAAGUCGUGGAUGCCGAACCGACAUGUCCUUUUGGCCUACGGAGCGCCGGAUAUUUGCCCUCUAGGCAUUUCUAUCGCCGAGAUUAAGGACAGUAACAACACUACCAUGAUUCCACAGCCGCUGGCGGGGAGAUUUUGGAUUCUCAAUUUGGAAGACCCCAAGAAACUGAUGCCGCUUGGUGCUGUUGGUGAGCUGGCAAUCGAUUGUCCGCUGCUGACGCCUCACAAGUUUGUUCCUGGGCAAAUCGCGGAGGCACCGUCUCGAACCGGCACUGCCGAGAGCCCAGGCAGGAUGCGCUAUCUCAAGACGGGUCACCGCGUGCGAUAUUUGGAUAACAAGAGCAUUCAGUUUCUCUCGAGCAUGCGCGAUGAUGUCUAUAUUGAUGGCACUCGCGUAUCCGUUUCUGACAUUGAGCAUCAACUUCGCCGAUGUUUGGGCUCCAAGUACGACAUCGUCGUGGAAUCAGUGACCACGCAUGACUCCAUUCAGCUUUUGGCUGCGUUCUUGGAACUCGGCGAUGACCUCGAAGAGGGCUCUGAAGAUCUCGACCAGCUUCGCGCCCGCACCAAAGAACGCACGCAACUAGCCAAAGCACUGCGCAGGGCCUCUUCGCCAACUGGAGGGGCGAAGGGGCUGGCUAUGGAACACAUCCCUUCAGUCUUCAUCCCAUUGAAGCAGUUUCCCAUCUCAAGCUCGCUCAAGGUUAACAGGCGCAAGCUGCAGAAAAUGGUAUCAAUUAUGUCCUAUUCACAAUUGAUGGGGGUUGCAACAACUGCCAAUGCUGAGGAGGCUGAGGCUGCCGAAAAGCCUUUGCCCUUGACACAUGUCGAGGAGCGCAUGCGGCACGUCUGGGCUGGAACUCUUGACAUCCCCCCUUCCAAGAUCAAGAGCAACGAUAGCUUUCUUCGGCUGGGAGGCGACAAAUACCUUGCCAAGAAGCUAGUGGUGGCAGCUCGCCGGUCGUCCUUGACCGUCACUCUGAACGAUAUCCUCGGUGGUGCCUCUCUGACAGAGGUUUGCCAAGCCAUGGCCGCCGCUGACAUCAAGCCUGCAGAAGUACGACGGUCGCCUCAACGCACCGAGAGUAUGAUCGACUCGUUCAAGAUCCCCAACAUUGAGGAAAACUUUGUCAAGGAUUACGUUGCGCCUCAGAUGAAGGUCCAUCAUCGAGAAGUGUUGGACGUUGUGGAGGCCUCGGCUUAUCAAAUCCAUGGUUUGGAAACUCGCAUGUACGGCAAGAAGGGCGGUAUCAAAUGCCUCGUCUUCAACUUUAACGGCUCGAUCCGUGCGCAGAAGCUGCAGACGGCGUGCGAGACUCUGUCCCGCUUGCAUCCCAUCUUCCGUACUGCCUUCGCCGUUCAUGAUCGUCAUGUCUACCAGGUGCUCCUGGACGGUUUCCGUCCUGAAUUCCAGCGGUACCCUUGCCCUGCGUGGUGUCUGGGCAGUGUUGCCGACAAUGUCAUCGCCGAGGAUCAAGAUGUCGACUUCAAGCCAGAGGAGCCUGCCACCAAGUUCACAUUCCUUGACGCUGGCCAGCAAAGUACCUUGAUCGUCCGCCUCAGUAGCGCGCAGAUUGACGAAGCUUCGGUCACGCUUCUUGUGCAGGAGCUUGCUGCGCUCUACGAAGGCCACGGCAAUGUCUCGUCCAGGCCCAACUUCUUCGAGUACACCCGCGCAGCUCAGGGAGCUAAUAACCAAUGCACCAUUGACUUUUGGAGGGAGAAGCUUGACGGCGCCAAAAUGACACAGUUCGUCGCUCAUGCGAAACCCUGCCCUCCUGCAUCUGACAUACAAACGCUGCGCCAAACCAUUCAGAUCGAUCCAGUCUCUGAGUAUGGGCUGAACUUUGGCACUGUCCUCAAGGCAGCAUGGGCGAUUGUGCUCGCCCAGUACGCUGCCUCUUCUGACGUUGUCUUUGGCGUCGUCACUCAGGCGCAGAAUAUUCCUCUGCCCGAUCGCUUUGAUACGUCCACCAUGAUUGCCCCCACGGCCAAUAUUGUCCCCAUGCGCGUCAGAUUCCCCGAUACGCAAGAGACGCCACUCGACUUUAUGCGUGUGGUGCAGGAGUCACGCACAGAGGCACGAGCCCAUGAGGGCAUGGGCAUUUUGGAACUCGUUCAGAAAUGUACGGACUGGCCCUACUGGACUCGCUUCAGUACCGUCGUGCACCACCGCCCCCAGCCUCCACCCGAUGGUGCCACUACCUUGAACAUGGGCGACACGACUUUCACCCACACGGUAAUCGAGCCGGGUAUGCAGGACCUGCCAGAUAUUCUGAUCCAGACCACUACCGACGGGCCUCAUACGGUCAACUUCGAGCUCAAGUACUCCGAGGGUCGUGUCCCAAGCAGCUUCGCAGAGGAUGCCCUUCGUGUGCUGACCAUUGCCGUUGACAUGAUCACCAGCUACGAUACAAUCGAGAAGCCAAUGGUGCAGUCUGCCAUAGAGAUCACUCGUUCAGCGCCCAAGAUCCCCGUCGCCUUUGGGUCCCCCAUUGUCGGAGGCGACACUCCCAAAGGCCAUCAAUCACUCCCUCACGACGAACGCCAAGCCCUGCAGUCCCUCAUAUCCGCCGUCUGGUCAGGCGUCAUUGACCCCAAGGCACUCGGCGUGCCAGAUGACCAAGUACACAAGGCCAACUUUUUCGAUCUCUGGGGCUCGGUGCUGCCCGCACAGACAUUUGCCGACCGCAUCAACGCCGAGUUCGUCAAGCAGCCCAUCAAGGGCCUGAACAAGCUCCGCGUGACGCCCGCGGAGAUUAUUGAGCAUCCGACCAUGGCAGCGCAGUACGAGCUGAUCGUCAAGAAGAUGUCGGACGCAGGUAUCGUCUCGAGCAUCACACGCCGCAAGCAGGUCAUGUCGUGGGCCAACGGACCCAACGGCGGCAACAAGUGGUCGUCCAACAACCAAGGCGCUGCUCGCAAGAGCACUCUCGGCCGCCUCCGCGGCCUCCAACACAGUGGUAGCGUCCGUGACCUCGGCUCCAAAGCAGGGGACUGGGUGCGUCGCCACCGCUCAUCGCACAAGUCACGCGACAGCGUCGGGUCCGGGCCAAAGGGCGUGAUGAUCAGCGAGCCUGUCCCAACUGAACUGCCCCCGCGUGCUCUGGAGCUGCAGCAUGAGUACAACGAGCAGAACGGAGGGCGUUCGACGCCCAUCCAGAAUGAGGGUCGAUCGUCAACACAGAUGAUACUGAGGUCGGAUACUCUUGGGCCAUUGAAUCCGCAGAGUGGAACGGCGCAGCAGCCAACGGAAUUGGCUGUUAGCCCCAUGAGCCCCUCGGCAAGAAGGGCGAGUGGUGACUCGAGCAGUACGAAUGAGGAGAGCCCAGUGUCGCCUCUGGGUCCAGCUUGGUUGGCUACAUGA
This is a messenger RNA of Emericellopsis atlantica, 7877 nucleotides long. RefSeq lists its product as uncharacterized. The transcript is spliced from 4 exons. The coding region runs from base 9 to 7877 and encodes 2622 amino acids. Lineage: Eukaryota; Fungi; Ascomycota; Sordariomycetes; Hypocreales; Bionectriaceae. Gene Ontology annotation, molecular function: catalytic activity. The record is from RefSeq and is a predicted model, not a curated record.